GUGAACAAUCCUGCAUUUGGCCCCCGCUGCGAGGCAGUGAUAGGAAGAGCCGACAUCGAAGGAUCAAAAAGCUACGUCGCUAUGAACGCUUGGCAGCCACAAGCCAGUUAUCCCUGUGGUAACUUUUCUGACACCUCUAGCUUGAAAUUUCCCAAAGACGAGGAGGAUCGAUAG
This is a messenger RNA of Emiliania huxleyi CCMP1516, 174 nucleotides long. RefSeq lists its product as hypothetical. The transcript has a single exon. Lineage: Eukaryota; Haptophyta; Isochrysidales; Noelaerhabdaceae. The record is from RefSeq and is a predicted model, not a curated record. The annotation marks the transcript as partial.